Molecule: messenger RNA, 1389 nt
Organism: Pieris napi
Lineage: Eukaryota; Metazoa; Arthropoda; Insecta; Lepidoptera; Pieridae
Product: transmembrane protein 177
Exons: 4
Coding region: 240-1193 (317 amino acids)
Source: RefSeq, a predicted model, not a curated record
CAUAAUAUUUAAAAAAAAAAUUUAAUCCUUUCGUCAGCUGUCAUCUGUGAGGGCUCUCAAUUCUCAUACUUCAUAGUGUCGUGUGUACUCUAAUCUGGUUUAAAAUUUAAAUUGUUUAUUUCAUUGAAGAUUCAUAUGCCUGUAUUAUUUUAAUUUGUAAUAACCUAAUAAAAAUAUAUAAUAUCUAGUUUUAUGAAUGAUAUUUUAGUUUACUAUUUUAUUUUGUGAUUCUGAAGACAAUGACUACCCGAAGACCAAUAUCCUGGUUUUUAACAGACCAGGGAAGAAAAUUCUCUUUUGUGGUUGUGACUGGAACCGGCAUAGCUCUAACAGCAGUAAGAUUUACUCCUCACACAUUUUUAAUUGAUAAAUACAGGGAGUUUGUUCAUUACUACAGUGCAGGGAAACCAGUAGAUUUAACAAAAACUCUUCGCGAUAGGUAUCAGAGAUGUUUAGAUAUCCUCAAAGUACCUGAAGUACAAAGAAAAUUAUUAAAACCUUUUACUGUAUUUGGAUUUGAUUUGUUUCAUGCUGGUAGUACAGGUUCCAGGUUCGGUGUUUUAAUUGGUAUACCAGUCAAUUUCAAUUAUAAUAAUUUAGAUGAUGUAGCUAAAGAUAAUGUUCAGGUUAAUCAGAAACCCGUUGACCUUUCAUCUGAAGUUGGAAAAAAACUUGGCGAAGCAUUAAUCCUUCCUGAGAAAGUACAGGAAUUUGCAAUUUGCAGAGAAAUAUUGAUGACUCAAAAUAAUAAAGUUAUGUUUGAGUCUUCAUAUCCUUUUAUAUCAGUUUUUCUUGUAUAUAAUUUGUCAAUGUACUUAAAUAAACGUCUUAAUUUAUAUGCAGCUCCAGUUGCAAUGAGAGCUAUGCUAUAUUCCAUUACUGGAUUGUUUGGAUUAGGGACUUAUUUCCUGUUAAAGGAUGCAACAGAAGUUCAUUAUGAGACUAGUACUGAUAAAGCUCUUGUUCAACUUGGAAAAGAAUAUGUUGAAAGUGGUGUAGUUUUUUAUGAAAAACUUCUGGCAAGAAAUCAAGCUUUGCGAGAAUUAAUGGGACCAGAAGGGGAGAGGAAGUACACUGUAAAAGGAAAUGUCAAUUAUACACUACGACAGCCACAUGUUGCAUUAGUGCAUAGAAAGCAAUUCUUUGAAAAAAUGUUAAUGGCUGAUGAUCCAGAAGGGCUACUAGAGACAUGAUUAUUUGUAUAACUAGGUAUAUGUAUGUUAAGUUUAAAAAUAUAUUAUUAUUAUAGCAACUAAGGAAUUCACAACUUCCUAUAUCUUAUAUAUAUCCCAACCCUAAUUCAGUCCUCGCAAGAAUUCCUUACAUUGGUGGCUUAAUCAAUAUUUAAGUUAACAUCGACAAAGUAUUGAAUUAAAAACUAACGCAACA